Molecule: messenger RNA, 579 nt
Organism: Haemonchus placei
Lineage: Eukaryota; Metazoa; Nematoda; Chromadorea; Rhabditida; Trichostrongylidae
Source: the annotation of a GenBank genome assembly
AUGUCGCUCCUGGUGUUCAUACGAGUUCGCCUCAUACUCAGCAGUCACAUCCACCAGCCCCAGUUUAUACCGAUGGUGGUCAGUUCAGUGGUGAAGCGAACGGAGAGGAACCUUUCACGUGAGUGGAAAUUAAACCGUUUUAGGGGCGAUGCGAAAGAAUUCGGUUUUGAACCGAAACGAAAUGUAAAAAUCCCGAUACAUGAACGUCCGUACAAGUGUCCACGAGAUGACUGUGAUCGACGCUUUUCACGAAGUGAUGAAUUGACCAGACAUAUUCGAAUACACACUGGGCAGAAACCGUUUCAGUGUCGGAUCUGUUUGCGGGCGUUUUCGCGAUCGGAUCACUUAACCACGCACGUUCGUACGCACACUGGAGAAAAGCCCUUCUCAUGUGACGUAUGUGGUCGAAAGUUUGCACGAAGUGAUGAACGCAAACGCCACACAAAGGUAACUACCGGCAUGAUCCUCUACUACAUUACUACUUCCUCAACUCACUACUAUUUAGGUCCACGCCAAGUCAAAAUCGCGUCGACCGAGCUUCUCAUCCGGAUUUUGUGGUCCAGCAUCCGGGGACUCUAG